AUGACUUUCCGGGACGCGUCGGUGGGAAGGGUUCCUGCGCCGAGCGCUGCCAGAGACUGUUGUAAUUCGGGCAUAGGUUCGGAGGUCAAGCCAGAACAGCAGCAGAAGAUGGAAGCCGCCGAAGCAAUCCAAUUUUGCUUCUUACGAGUCUACCAGAUUCUGCAUGGGGCCCUCGUCGGAGCCCAGCCGCCGCAGGAGGGCGCUGGCGCAUUUUGGCGCUGCAAGGUCACCGCCACGGACUGGGCUUCUGCAGCCUCGUCGCCCCGUCUUCGCUCCAAGCAGCCGUCCAGGAGCAGGACAUGCCUGCGCAGCGGUGCACUGGGCGAAUGCGUGCGUGUUCCUCGACAAAAAACCGCUGAAGGCGCAAGCCGCUUAAGCUACAGCAGCUACAGCCGAGCGGGAGCAGGCCCGGGCGCCGGCCAGGCAGUGGCUGGAGCUACGCGCGAGGCCAAAAAAUGGAUGAAGGGUGGCCUUGAAGCUUCGCCACAGAUUGGCCUCUACAGCUGUAUCGUCUCUGCGGACGCAUGUCAUUCGUUUCCUGUGGUCGUCCCCGCCGUCCCAAGGUCCGCCGCGCUGUCCCAUAAGGCGGCUAGUGGGGUGGCACGCUUCUCUGCCUACAAGUGCGUGCCGGAAGCUCGCUGUGACCGUUGGAAGCAGGACAUCAUCUUGCGCUUCCGGGCGCCUGUCUCAAGGCCCGGCACGCUGGAGCUGGAUGGGCUCCUGUUGUCAGGGAGGGAGCAAGUACUUCGACGGCAGGAUGCCAUUGCCACGCGUGACAUAGGUCUUGCAGGAUCCACCAAAGCAACCAAAGCCCCUCAAGUGUUCUGGCCCGUCUUCGUGGCUGUAACUUCCACCUUACAGUAUUGUACCGCUCCGUGCUGUGGGGCAAUGGUGGGUGGAUGCAUUAACCUAUCCUUUGCUCUCGUCAUCGCAACCUCGACCCUCUUCUGCACACUCGCGGAAGAUGCCUGUGAUGCUCCGGCUCACAGCCAAGCCCGUGCUUUGCUCCAAAGCCACGCUGCUCGGGAGCACAUCGCAAGCGUAGUGCAGGGAUCGAAUCAAAGCCAAAGCGAUCCGUCAGAGGCCGGCGCAUCCGCGAUUUUUUCCAACCACUCCAACGCAUCAGCCAUCAUUGCCCUGGUAGAUGCAUGUUUGCAGAAUCACAUGACAGGGGAUGAACAGGAGCAAGCCUUAUGGGACUUGGUGAGGACAGCUGAGAUUCUCUCCAAGCUGACAGCUGCAAAUGUCUCAGUGAAAGCUUUGGGCUCUGACUGGCCAGAUGACAAAGCCGUGAUCGAGGCUGCGAUGGUUGCUGGCCGGGAUGCUGCAGAAGCCUUGGUCAGGAAGCAAUUCGAGGCUGAGGCGGCGACGCUUCUGGGAGAGGCCAAUUUGACUCAAGAGGCCAUCGAUCAUUUCACGGAGAAGGUCGCUAAAAUGGCUGAAAUGUGUGGAGACUCCUCAGAAGCUCAGACAUUGGCAGACGACGAAGCAUCCAUUAUGUCGCGGAACAUGACCCCAGAAGAAGCUAGGAUUGCAAAGGAACUUGCUGACUAUGUGGAAGGUCUUUGCCAGUCGGAUGUCUUGGAUUUGGAUUUCUUUGUGGGCCGCCUUGCCGAUGAGUCGCCGGAGUGCAAUGCCCUGGUGGCUGACUCCAAGCUCCUUCAAAUGCAAAAGCACCUCUCAGCGCUGGAUUUCUAUGCCAAGAGCGCCCUCGUCCUGCAUGAUGAGGAGAACCGCCUGGGCCAUCACUUUGCCAAGAGGCUGCACAGGCACCAGAGGGAAGAAGCCGGGGCAGUGGAACCCUUGCUGAUGCAAGCAGCCCUGAAGCAUGGCUCCAGCAAGCCGAGGAUGGCACGCCUUUUCUAUUUGGACCGGCUUUACUACGAUAAGAUCCAUGGCUUCACCAAGGAUAAGUAUUGCGAUUCCAAUUUUCGCUUGCAGAAGGAACGGCCAGAGCAUUGGAUCAGCCAGAGUCAGGAAAUCCGGGCAUAUGUUAACUGCUUGUGUGUGAAGAAGCGGCCAUCGCUCUGGUGCGAUGCCCACCAUGCGGAGCCCUUAGCCCUUUUGCAAGCGAAGGUGGUGCAAGAACUGCAGGAAGCGAGUCGCAAGCUGGACGCGGCGAGUGCGCUGCUCCAGCUUCAGACAAAGACGCCUGUUGGUUUGGGAGCAUGUCAGGAUGCCGAUGGUAAGCCCGCUGCCUUUGAUUGCUCCUUUUGCGUGAAUGGCAACAACUGCAUCAGCACCAGCGGGUCCUACAGCCUCGACGUCUUUGGAAGCAUCAAGGAGCUUAUGGGCACGUCGGCCAGCUGUGUGAAGGGCUAUUGCACUCCUUGCAUGGGCGUGAAGCCGGGAGAUCCUUUUCAGUUCAAGCUGGAUAUUGGAGUGGAGGUUUCAGAAUGUGGCAGCACUGCCGCCUUCCUGGCCACCUAUCACUACUUUGCGGAGCUCAAGCUGUGCAUUGGGGGUGUCUUGGGGGAGGCUGCCGACAAAAUCGGUUGGAGUCUUUGCCAAAGUCUUGGGAAAUUGAGCUAUCAUCCCUUCAUUAGCAAGGUCCACUUCGCAAUGAGCCUCCCGAUCCCGCUCCCCCCACCAAUUGGAGUCGCGGCAAGCCUUGCUGUGAACUUGAACUUGGGAGAUAUCUCCCAGGCCUGUGACAACCAUUGCGCCACCUUUGGUCCUUCUCAACACUUCCGAUGCUUGCAGGAAUUCUACGCUGCGAGGGGGGUGACAGGUGUGGACUUCAAAGUGGAGGUCCUGCUGGGUGUCAGCAUCCCUUUUGUCGGCACUGUUGGCAAAUGGUUCAAGGUGCUUGGCUUCAGCUUCAUGGAAGACGACAACAGCCGUGAGAUUGCCAAGAACAAGGCUGGAGUCACUAUUGAGUACAUUGGUCCAUCACAUUGGAGAUCCAUCUGUGGCCGCACCUAUUCCGGGGUGAACUGUGAGCCUUAUGCUGGUGAUGGGGACAACCGCGCCAACGAGGACUGCAGGGGCUGUGGAGAUGACUUCAGCAUUUGGCGCCCUGACCCCAACAAUCCAAGGUCUCUCUGCAUCAGGCGUGAUGAUUACAACGGUGGCUGGGGCAUGCAGCUGGAGAUUGCUUGCCCUGUGGACAAUAGCAAUCUGAAGGUUAUCGUGCCUAUCGGCUCUAGCUCCGUGAACACCAAAUGCGCCAUGCCCGACGAGCCGGUGACGUGCCGUGCCGACGGCGGGAACCAGGGCGUUCGGCUGGGCUUCGACACGCACGGAGAUUCCUACUCCGUGUACCAGGAUGGGCACCGAUGGUGCGCGCGCAGGACGGAUCACGGUGGCGGCUGGGGGCUCAACCUCCAGCUCGAAUGCGAUCCAACCGGUGGAUCCUUUGGCUUCCAAGUGCGCAACAUUCACAUGGGCAGCAGCGACGCCAACAUGAAGUGCCUGCUGGUUACCCACGAGAUGAGCUGCGAUGCGCACACAGCUGAUUCAGCAUACCGUACCAACGACGAUUGCAGAGGUUGUGGUGACUCUUUCUAUGUGACUGUCGACAAUCCAUGGGGAUAUGUCUGUGCCCGCAGGACAGAUUUCCAUGGUGGCUGGGGCUUAAACCUUUGGUUCAAUUGCAACAGUCUCCAGGACAAUGUUCGAACCAGGCGAGAUGUGCACAUUGGCAGCAGCCAUUCCAACAGCAAGUGUGUCUGGGGCGGCUCCAUGAACGUCAUGUGCGCGUCUUAUGCUGCAAAUACUGGCUAUCGCCGAAACAACGAUGCCCAUGGUGAUAGUUUCGAGAUCACAACCAACGGUGGGACCGUUUGUGCCAGGCGGACGGAUCACCACGCAGGCUGGGGUCUGGAUCUGCAGAUCUCCUGCAUUGAUCGAUAA
Symbiodinium necroappetens is the source of this 3855-nucleotide messenger RNA. NCBI's taxonomy places the organism in Eukaryota, Dinophyceae, Suessiales, Symbiodiniaceae. The record is from the annotation of a GenBank genome assembly.